UAAAGAGAAAAUUGGAUUGAACUUCUCGAGUCUCAUGCUGAUAUGCGCGCCAAUCUCAAGGAAAACUGUGACCGACCUGAAUUUCCAUUUUAACCUUAAAUUUCAUCAAUCUCCGGCAACUCCACCUUUCAUCAAGCUGCACCCCACUUUUCGUUAAUCAGAUUGACUCAAUCUUCGGCAAUCUGUAACUCCACCUUUUGUCAAGCUACACAGGCAAUUUCUUGUCAGCGAGUUCUUCAAUCUUAGGCAAAUCUCUCGUCUGCAAGUUCUUUAAGUUCUCCAAUCUCCGUUAACAACUCUCUAUCUAAUGGGUUUAUUCAUUUGAAAAAAAAAAAAAAAAGAAAAGAAAAAACUAUGAAUCUUUUUUUUUUCCUUUUUGUUUCUCCUGGAAUCUGUGUUUGGAUUGAGCAUCUACUGUUUGCUGAAAUGCUUGUGAGAGGUGGUUGAAUUGCAUGCUUCUUUUUGUCGGUCCAUAACUAUUUUUGGGACAAUGGUGUGUGUAACCCUUGAGGCUAAGCUAGUAUAUAGGACAAUUUUGCCUCAGUCAUAGCUAACAAACAGAGCCAUUCGUAGCCUUAGCUUUCUUAUGUACUACUUCAUGAUAUUCGCUACCGGCCAAGUACAUAACUAAAAGCAAGAAAAGCCCAUCACUCCUUUGUAGAAGUCUUUUUAUUUUUUGUUGUUCCCUUUGCAGAUCAUUUUCAACGCUUUUCAUGUUCUAAGCGCCAGUAUAUUUUGGCAAUAUUGCAAAGGCAUAAGAGAGUUUUUCACCUUGGUAGUCGAUAACUCAAAAAUAGAGUCCCGCACUUUGAUUCUAAGGUACCGUGAAGUAAAGAGAUGAAAAUAAGUGGUUGAAAUUUUGCAAGAAAGGGAUGGACCAGUUUGACCACAAAAUGUGGUUAAAAGUUUGGGGCGGCUUGGAUAUCCGUGAACCUGACGGGUUCGUGUAUGGGAUAGUACGCAUCCAGGAUUUGCCGGUACAGGCGUGGAGGUGCAACACUUGCGGCAAUUUGGGCCUUGCCGACGGCUCUGAUGGCUUCUUCUACUGCCUCCAAUGUGGCUCUCAGGCUGAGGACAUCGUUGAUACCGGCGUUGCCGAUGAGGACUUCGUCGACGCGGGCGGCGAAACAGGCGGUGCACUCUACAUAGCCAGUCACCGGCGCCAACGUAACCCCUCCGUCAUCAAAGCUGAGCCCAUCUCCCAGUCUGAUUUCCUCCUCAGUUCUACCGUCCAGUCCCAGUUCUGGGCCUCCCUAAACCUAAACGAUGAGACUCCCAAGAGUGAUAGGGUUAAGACAGUGGAGUACGAUUAUGAUGUGGGACCCUUCAGCGAUGGUGUAGGACCCACGGAGCCGGAGGAUUUUGGUUGGGUCGGGAAGAGCGUUCCGAGCUUUGAGGAUUACUAUAAUGAGACAAGGAUUAGGUAUGUUAUGGGGUUGCAGCUAAUGAUAGAGUCUCAAUGCGAGGCUUUGGUUAGGGAGUUUAAGGUUACCCCAUUGAUUUGUGGGUUCGCAGGGACCAUAUGGUUGCGGUUUGUAGCUGGGACUCGAGUCUUUGAUGAUGCUUGGGUUGAGGAGACUAUUCACGAAUCUGAGACUCAGGCACAUGGAGAAUCACCAACCGAUUUUAAGCCACGAUCUAAAUAUAAGGCAGAACCACAAAAUAUUUAUGGUCAACGUGCAGUAAUGAUAUGGUUUAGAUCACUGAGAAAGAGAAUACCGUUAACUUGCUCUUUAGCUGUUUCUUUUCUGGCUUGUCAUCUUGCGAGGGAAGCAAUUUUGCCAACAGACCUUGUAAAGUGGUCACUAGAAGGGAAGCUUCCAUAUUUUGCUGCAUUUGUUGAAAUUGAAAAUGUCAUUGGAAAGCCAUCAAGAGCCUGUCCUAUAAGUUCAAGUACAAUGUUUAGGCCUCGUGAAUCUGUUUCAGCACAGAAGUUAGAAUCAUUGGCAGCAUCAGUUGCUGAGUCCAUUUGCUUGGAUUUACCUCCUGUAAACUUCUAUGCAAUUGCUUCAUGCUAUCUCCAGAAAUUAUCUCUUCCUGUGGAAAAAAUUCUCCCUCAUGCAUGUCGCAUAUAUGAGUGGUCGACGCCUCCAGAUUUAUGGUUAUCAACGAGUGAACUGAGGCUUCCUACUCGUGUUUGUGUAAUGUCAAUACUAAUUGUAGCUAUACGAAUUCUAUAUAAUAUUCAUGGUUUUGGAGAUUGGGAAAGAAGAUUAUCUAAUGAUGGUGAAGCACCAUCCACAUCUUACUGGACUGGAGAAUCAGAUCCCAGUUGCAAUCCGAAAAUGAGAGAUGAUUUUACGAAUGGUUCUGGUUCUUCUCCCGACAUUGUAGAUGAUUCAGGUACAAACCCUGUUGAAAACACAUCACGUGCUCAGAAAUCUGAAUUGGAUGCUGCAGAGCUUUUGUACAACCUUGAAGCAAGAUACAAUGAGAUUGUUGAAACCUAUGAAUACUCUAAAGACUUACCAACAUAUCUCCAGUUCUGUAAGGAUGUGGUCUUUUCUGGUCUAGAACCAUCUUUUGAGGAUCGUGAAGAAGAAAAGAUGAUAGAACAGUUGUGGAACUAUUAUCAGAAUAACAAAGAUUCUGAAACAGCAAGUGAAAAGGAAAUGCUUUGUGGUAGUGGAGCUGUUAGCCAAAAGAGACCAAGGACUGAUGAAGGAUGUACCAGUCGUCUUCCAAAAGAAAAAAAGAAAAUUAGGGAUAGAGAUGUUAGUUACUCGUCCUCUAAUGAUGAUGAUUCUUACCAUACAGGGAACCAACAAUGGAGCCAAAAUGGUGAUCAUUCUUUUGAUAGUUUGCAGGGUGGUCGAAACUCUGACUCUAAUGACCAAAUUUCAGCUGAGACGGUCGUGGAUGAAACUACAGAGACAACCAAAAAUGAAGCAGUUAGACGAAUUAAAUUAGACAUGGAGGAGAAUAAUUUCUGUUAUAUUCCACCAAGGGCCAACAUCAAAAGAUUUGGUUACCUCUUCUAUGUGAGAAAGAAGGAUGAGGGUGCCUUUACUUAUGCUGCCCAUGCUGAUUACUACAUAUUGCUUCGAGCUUGCGCGAAAACUGCUCAAGUUGAAAUCCGAUGUAUGCACAUUGGGGUAUUGAAUCUUGAGAGGAGGCUGGCUUGGUUGGAACACAGGAUCAACCACUGCUUGCAUUUGACCCCUCCUAUUGUCUCCUGUGAGUUUUGUAGUGGCAUGGGCCAGGGAAAUGCUACAGAUGAAGAUGGUUUACAUGGAUUUUCAAAUUUAAAUAUAUAGUCCUUUUUUAAAAUGAUUCUACAAUUUUAAUUUU
This is a messenger RNA of Ziziphus jujuba (common jujube), 3291 nucleotides long. RefSeq names its product TATA box-binding protein-associated factor RNA polymerase I subunit B. The coding region runs from base 873 to 3257 and encodes 794 amino acids. Gene Ontology annotation, molecular function: RNA polymerase I core promoter sequence-specific DNA binding. NCBI's taxonomy places the organism in Eukaryota, Viridiplantae, Streptophyta, Magnoliopsida, Rosales, Rhamnaceae. Gene Ontology annotation, biological process: RNA polymerase I preinitiation complex assembly; nucleolar large rRNA transcription by RNA polymerase I. The transcript is spliced from 6 exons. The record is from RefSeq and is a predicted model, not a curated record. Gene Ontology annotation, cellular component: RNA polymerase I core factor complex; RNA polymerase transcription factor SL1 complex.